Messenger RNA from Phragmites australis (common reed), 1542 nucleotides. Its product is annotated as ethylene-responsive transcription factor ERF071-like. The transcript is spliced from 2 exons. Gene Ontology annotation, molecular function: DNA binding; DNA-binding transcription factor activity. Bases 61 to 687 code for a protein of 208 amino acids. NCBI's taxonomy places the organism in Eukaryota, Viridiplantae, Streptophyta, Magnoliopsida, Poales, Poaceae. Gene Ontology annotation, biological process: regulation of DNA-templated transcription; ethylene-activated signaling pathway. The record is from RefSeq and is a predicted model, not a curated record.
GCUCCAAGGCCAAACAGAGCACACGACCCAAGAUUGCAAACCGUUGUGGCAGAGACCACGAUGUGCGGGCGAGCGAUGAGGCCCAGCGACUACGCCGUCCGGACAGGUAAAAAGAACAAGUGCGGCGCGCUAACGGAUGACGGCCGCGAGCAAUGGGAAGCCGCCUUCCGAGAGUUCGGCGACAGCGACAGCGACAGCGACAGCGACGACGACAUUGCGCCGGUGUUCGCGCUGGCCACCCGGACCAGGGUUAAGCCGGACCGUGCGCCGGCGACGGUGAAGGGGCCCCUGCUCCGGCGGACGGCGAGGAGGCGGAGUGGCCCGUACCAUGGCAUCCGGCAGCGUCCGUGGGGGAGAUGGGCAUCGGAGAUCCGCGACCCCGUCAGGGGCGUCCGGCUCUGGCUCGGCACCUUCGACACCGCCGAGGACGCCGCGCGCGCCUACGACGACGCGGCGCGGCGCAUCCACGGCGCCAGAGCCAAGACCAACUUCCCUCGAGAGGCCGCCCCAGGCGAGACGUCGACGGAGACGGAGGCCUCCGGCGAGGCGUCCGACGCGCGCGCACUGCUGGAGCUGGAGUGCUGCUCGGACGACGUGCUGGACAGCCUCCUCGCAGGCUUCGACUCCUGCCACCCGCGCCGCGCGGCCGGCAGCGAGGACAUCUGGAGCGUCCACGUGCGGAGCUAACGAAAGAAUAGACCACGUCGAGGUGAGCUCCACCACAUCUACUACCACACCUGAUUUGCACAACCUUUGUGCUUUACUUCUUUUUUUUUAAUGGCACGAACAUUUCAAUGUUUUUAUUAUUUACGAUCUAGGAGAUAAACCGUUGCAUCUCCGGCCUAUGCUAAAAAUAAAAAUAUAUUUUUUACAUUAGUAAAGGAAUUCUUUUAAUAAAAAAUAACCUAAUUAAAAGAUAAUAGCUAGAGAAUCAGAAUUUUUAUUUUUAUCAUUAAAAAACACAAUUAAAUAUCUUUUCUACUAUUGUCGUUUCGUCCAUUCUGUAUUGUUCCUGUUUCAAGUGGCUUCGAAUCCCCAUCCACUAUAAAAUGAACCGAAUAUAUUUUUGAACUGACUUUGGGGUAUUAAUAAAAAUUGAAAGCCAACAUAUCAGCAGCAAUAGCCACUUUUUGUUGAUCCAUAUGAAAUUGCAGAAAUAAUAUUAUCUUUAACAUGAAGAAAUUCAUUUCUCCAUUACAAGUUAUUUAUAUAUGUACACACUGGCUUUGCUCGUGGUAUGUGUUGCACCGCUAGAAGCAUCACGUGCUGGUUACUAUGGUGAUGGUAUGUUUAGAGCGAGUGUUCGCGGAGCUUUUUAGUUAGUUUGGAUGAGAAUUUAGGAUACAUAUUAAAGCCAAUCACAAUAAUCAUGCUCCAGAGUUUUUGUUCUGACUUGUUAGAUUUUCAAAUGGUAUUUGGCACUUUGUUUUGUCUUAUUUUGGUUGUGUUUAUCUUAGUUAUGUAGAGAUUAGAAAAAAACUCCUGUACAGGUGUAUCAUCUCGAUGUAACCUUGAGAGUUAAUAAUUUUUUUUUUAUAAAAA